Molecule: messenger RNA, 1154 nt
Organism: Panicum hallii
Lineage: Eukaryota; Viridiplantae; Streptophyta; Magnoliopsida; Poales; Poaceae
Product: RPM1-interacting protein 4-like
Exons: 5
Coding region: 202-936 (244 amino acids)
Source: RefSeq, a predicted model, not a curated record
ACACCGCACCACCCCACCGCAUUCGCCAGCAACAGCAACAGCAACAGCAGCGCCAGCGCCAGCAGACGAGGGGAAGCGGGCGACAAGACGACGGAGCAGCAGCGAGAAUCCGACGCCAUAAUGGUCGGGAGGGGGGAAGCGGCGCCUUGAGCCGUAAAGGAACCGCCUUUUGCACCUGGUCUUGGGGGCUUCUCGGACGAAAUGGCUCAUCAAGGAGUUCCUAAAUUUGGAAGCUGGGAGGAUGAGAAUGAUCACCUUUACACACAGUAUUUUGAAAAUGCUCGUAAGGGUAAAUCUCCAGGUAGAUCUGCUACUCAAAAUGACAACAAGGGAGAUCCGGAAACGCCCUCGAAGGAUCCACCAUCAGCUAAAGCUUCUCCCCUGAGGACUGGGUCAGAUCCAGUGGUGCGAAAGCCCAAGGAUGAAAGACGCGCAGACAGAGAAGAUGAUCUUCGUCGGCAUGAGGCCACUGCUGGAAAACCAUAUGCUGAGUCACCUAAUCAUAAACACAGUGAUCAUACGAACUACAAUAACGCAGCAAGAAAAACUGGCAUGGAACGAUCACCUCUGCAUCCUCACCACCAAGCAAGAGUUGUAAACAAAGGAGGGGUUUCAUCUCCUUCAUGGGAACGCAGGGGUUCAUCAGAAGGAAACCGUGGGAAUGCGCCCACCACACCUGGAAGGUCCAGGUUGAGACCAAGCGGGCGUGGAGACGAAACGCCUGAGAGAGGAUCAGCUGUGCCCAAGUUUGGAGAGUGGGAUGAGAAGGAUCCCUCUACGGGUGAAGGUUUCACCGACAUAUUUAACAAGGUGAGGGAGGAGAAACAGUCUGGCGAUGCUCCUGUUAUCACCAGUGAUGCAGGUUAUAACCGCUCCAAUCAAGGCCGCAAAUAUGAAUCCUCGGGUUGCUCAUGCUUCAGUUGGUUCAGAAACUGAUAGCCGGCCAUUGAAGAUUGGAUGAACCCGUGCUGAUUGUAUCAUUGUCACAUGAGUGGUGCCCCCAUUGUGUUGUCCCUGUUGUAAUAUUGUGUGGUAGCGAGACGUACCAGAACAUGGCUUUGAGAACUUGAGGUUCAGUAGUUUGAGCUGUUUUGUAAGUUGUGGUUCGUUUCUCCAUAGAAUCCUGCAAACCUGUCCCGUUGCUAGUUUUUUCA